AUGAUGCGAUCUCUGUUCUUUAUUCUAUUGAUUAAAGCCGUUGUUUCCUUGACCCCCGAAGAAGUAAGAAGUUUCGCAUCUUCUGUACCCGAGGGUGGAAAAUUAUGGGCCCUUCUUGUGGCUGGUUCCAAAACUUGGUACAAUUAUAGACAUCAAGCGGAUGUUUGUCAUGCAUAUCAAGUUUUACAUAAUCAUGGCAUCCCUGAUGAACAGAUUGUUGUCAUGAUGGAUGUUUUACCAAAAAAUUUUUUCAACAUUUUAUGGGGAAAUGAAACAGCUUUGAAAAAUGUUGGUUCAGGAAAGGUUAUUAAAAGCAAUCCUAAUGACCAUGUAUUUGUUUAUUUUUCUGAUCAUGGAGCAUAUGGUUUCAUUUGUUUUCCUGGUUUCGUGUCAGAAAAUGACUAUGACAAUGGGGACAUUACAAAUGAUCAAUUAAUUUCAUUUUUGAAAGAUUAUUAUGCUGCUAAAAAAUAUUCAAAGAUGGUGCUUUACAUAGAAGCUUGCGAAUCAGGAUCAAUGUUUAUUGAUUUACCUAAAGAUAUUAAUGUCUUUGCUACAACUGCAGCAAAUAAAGAUGAAUCUUCAUCAUCUUGUUAUUAUGAUGAAAAACUAAACGCUUUUUUGGGUGAUGUAUAUAGUGUUAAUUGGAUGGAAGAUUCAGACAAAGAAGUUCUUUCAAAAGAAUCUUUGGAGAAACAGUAUAGAAUUGUCAAACAAGAAACAAAUACCAGUCAUGUAACACAGUUUGGAGAUCUUACAAUUUCAAAGAUGCCUGUUAGCGAAUUCCAAGGUAGAAAGCAAGCUAAACCAAUUACAUAUCCAAAAGUUCCUUUUGAUGCAGUUCCAAGUAAUGAAGUUCCAGUGGAAAUUCUAAAAAGGAAAAUAGAGAGAACAAAUUCAAUAAGAGAAAAACAUGAACUGAAAAAACAGCUUUACAAAUUACUUAAAAAUCGAAGAUUUGCCGACAAUGUGGUGAAAGAAAUUGUCUGGUAUCUUUCUUUUGGUGAUGAGGACACGUACAAUCGAAUGCAUUUGAGACCAAAUGGAAUCAAAAAUAACUGUUAUUAUGAAGCAGUUAGAUAUUUUAGAAAACAAUGCUUUAAUUAUAACAAGGUAAGAGAAGUUCUUUCAAAAGAAUCUUUGGAGAAACAGUUUAGAAUUGUCAAACAAGAAACAAAUACCAGUCAUGUAAAACAGUUUGGAGAUCUUCCCGGUCAGUUAGUAGGACAUGCCAGGUAUUAG
This is a messenger RNA of Centruroides sculpturatus (bark scorpion), 1242 nucleotides long. Its product is annotated as legumain-like. Bases 1 to 1242 code for a protein of 413 amino acids. Gene Ontology annotation, biological process: vacuolar protein processing. Lineage: Eukaryota; Metazoa; Arthropoda; Arachnida; Scorpiones; Buthidae. The transcript is spliced from 13 exons. Gene Ontology annotation, molecular function: cysteine-type endopeptidase activity. The record is from RefSeq and is a predicted model, not a curated record.